This is a messenger RNA of Gracilinanus agilis (Agile Gracile Mouse Opossum), 1627 nucleotides long. RefSeq names its product TNF alpha induced protein 8 like 2 (gene TNFAIP8L2). Bases 607 to 1161 code for a protein of 184 amino acids. The transcript has 2 exons. Gene Ontology annotation, biological process: negative regulation of T cell activation; regulation of apoptotic process; negative regulation of inflammatory response. Gene Ontology annotation, cellular component: cytoplasm. NCBI's taxonomy places the organism in Eukaryota, Metazoa, Chordata, Mammalia, Didelphimorphia, Didelphidae. The record is from RefSeq and is a predicted model, not a curated record.
CAAAGAGGGAAAGGGGAAGGAGGGUGGGGCCAGGGGUGGGGCUAAGACACAGACUAGAGUUUCUUCAUUCUCGUCAGUGCUCCGGGUGCAUCCAAGGCAAGACUGGCUCCAAGGUGAGGGAUGGACAUGGGUGAAAGGACAGCCUAGGGAGAGGGGUAUGAGGUAGGCCUGCUCCGCUCAUGGUUCUCUUUGGAAGGACUCUUACUGGGCAAGUUGUAACACCUGGGAGACAGCUUAGUAGGGACGGAAUAGAGGGAACUAGACAUAGAUGGGGACCUCAAAAAAAAAAAGCCUAAGGAAGAGGGCAGAAAAGAUGGAGGGGGUGAGGAAAGGGGGCUGAAAUGUCAGGAGAACCUAGGGGACAAAGGAGCAGGCCUAAUAAUGGGGAUGAGAGGGCACAGAGGGCCUGAGGUGAUGAGGAUGGUGCAGAUACCGAGAGGGAGACGGAAAGAGGGGGUGACACAGCAGAGGAAGCAGGGCACCUGCGGCUCUUUCUCUUCCCAGCUGCCAAGCACAAAACUGAGGAGUCCCAAGCUACAACGGGGCAAAACUCCUCCCUGGGUCCUGACUGCAUGAAUCCUGCUGGGGAGCCGGACUCCAGGGAUCAUGGAGCCCUUCAGCUCAAGAAACCUUGCCCUACAGGCAGAGAAGAAACUCCUGAGCAAGAUGGCAGGGAGGUCAGUGGCACACCUCUUCAUCGAUGAGACCAGCAGUGAGGUGCUGGAUGAACUUUACAGGGUAUCUAAAGAGUAUACUCAAAGCCGAGGCGAGGCCCAGCGAGUCAUCAAGGACUUGGUCAAGGUGGCCAUCAAGGUGGCGGUAUUGCAUCGAAAUGGGCGGUUUGGUCCUGGGGAGAUGACCCUGGCAGCUCGAUUCCGCCAGAAGCUUCGUCAAGGCGCCAUGACAGCUCUCAGCUUUGGUGAAGUAGACUUCACCUUUGAAGCCGAUGUGCUGACUGCCCUGUUAACAGAGUGCCGGGACACCUUACUUGAGCUGGUAGAGCACCACCUUACGACCAAGUCUCAUGGCCGUAUCCGCCAUGUCUUUGAUCACUUCUCGGACCCCAGCCUACUCACUGCCCUGUAUAGUCCUAGCUAUGCCCAACAUCUUGGCAAGAUCUGUGAUGGGCUCAGAAAGCUGCUGGAUGAGGGCAAGCUUUGAGGGCAAGCUUCCUGGCUCCAUUACCCCCAAAAGGUGAUGGAUUCUGAAUGGGCAAUAGGCCACAACUCUUUAGCCCUCCUCAUCUACUUUAACCCCUUCUACCCCACCCCCGGCUUGAGGCUCCUUAGAUGGUUGUUGGCUCUGGGGAUCUCUUACCCUAUAGGGGGAAAAAAAUGGGGAUUCACAAGCCCCUCCCUCCCCAGCCUUUGGCCACCAGACAGGAAAUGAAGCUGCCUGAAAAAGAUGAAGUGAAAGUCAGACCUACUUCCCCAUGAUCUGGACACAUGAUAUGGGGAAAGUCCUUCCAGCACCCCAAGCUUCAGAUGGGGAGGUUGUUAUCAAACUCAAGGCCAGCCCAAUGGCCAACAGUUCUGAGGACAGUUUGGAGGGACAUUAGAAGCCUUAUUUCCAGAAAGGGUCAGGAAGGGGAAGAUACUCAGAAGGGAAAUAAAUCUAUUAAAACAUG